CAAAUCAUGAUCUACACCAUGAAGAGAUCAGCAAUGAAAUUGAUACGCAGAAUUAAUCUAAACCAACACUAACUUAACAUUAACACAUGUCUGAAAAUGUCAAAGUUAACUCAAUAUCCUCAUGCAGUGUGUGGGAAUAUAGAAUGAGGUGGAUGAAGAGGGUGAAGUUUUGCUGAGAGUGUACAGUACCAUCUAGAUAGGGUAGGAUGUGGAGAGAGUAGGUAACUAAGUAACUAAUUUGUAAAUGAAACAAAGAGGUUCAGAAGGAAAUUGAGAUAAAUAGAAGUUUCAGAGGGGGGAAAAAAAGUAUGGUAAUUAAGAAACAUGAACGAGAUCAAGAGGGGAAUGAAAUAAAAUCUAAGAUGUAAUAUGAGGUUUAUGAAGAUCUGGCAGCUACAAAAGGAAAUAAAAAAGGGAGCACAAGAGACCUUCAAGGACAAAAAGGAGAGGAAAGGAGUUGUAGAUAUAGGUAAUGAAGAUACACGUAGAAGGAUCAGAGAAGAAAAUGGACUAGAUCAACAAGCUGUGAAAGAGAAUGAAGAACAACUUAAAGGAAAACAUGAAAAGUUAAUACAAUAGAGGAAAGUAGAGGAAAAUUAGUAUGUACUAUAAGAUUAUAAAGUUCAGGAAAAAGAAAUAGGAAUAAUUCAGGUAGAGGACAAACAAACAAGAGGGAAAAAAAGUGAAUAAUUUAGUGAUUUGCAAAUUAAGAGCUGGGUGGAAGAGAUUUAUAAGAGCAAAAACAAGACCAGGCAGUGUGCAUGUAUAUAUUUUGUACAAGUUGACUACUGAUAGAUAAGCACAAAUGAUGGAAAACAAUAAUACUGAGAGGAAAAGAAGAGAGAGGAUAAGAAGUAAGAAAACCGAGGGUGCUACCGGGUAAGUUACAGGACAUGCAACAGAAUGAGAAAUAGUGAAAAGAAUAAAGUACAAACAAGGAAGAGGAGUACAAAAGAGAAUAUGUGUCUCCAGACCUAACACUAGAGAAAAAAAUAAAGGCUAAGGAACUUGAGAACACAGCGCAAGGAAUGAAAGGACAGGGAAGAAAAGGUUGAAUAUUUUAAAAAGGACAACUCAUGAGGGGAAAAUUUCAAUAAAAACUACAGAAAGAGCAGAGUAAAAAAUACCAUGAAGGUAAAGAAUGAAACACAGAUUAUAUAAUGGUAAAUUGCAUAACAUCUGAGACAUGACAUGUAAAAAUAAGGCUGAAAUAAGACUGAAAAACUAGGUAAUGGGAAAUUUUGUAAUGUGUAAUCUACUGUAAUAUCAAAAAGAUGAAACUGUCAGAGGAAUUAAAUGACUGUACAAGUGUGAAAGAAGUAAGUGAUAAGAAAAAAUGGAAAGGAAUUGGAAAUAGAAUAAAGAAACAAACAAGCAAAAACAUCAUUUGUGUGAAGUGUGAAGGAGAAAACAUUUCUAAUUGGUAAUGGUCAUUGUACCAUGUGGUGUGCAAGAAGAUAGGAAGAUGAGAAGGAAAUAAGAAAGGAUUAUUGAAGGAAGACAAGACCAUCCAUUGGUUAUUAUAGGAGACUAACUAGACAUGUGGGAUUCCAAGAUAAGGGAAAAAAUAGAUGGAUGAAGCCUUUUACUGUUUUAUUGAAUAAUAGUAAGAAGCACAUGGGAAGUUAGACAUAGUAAGUGUUGUAGAUUAUACAAUUUUACGGAUAUACAUAUAUGUAUGUAUUUAUAGAUAAAGCAAAGUACUUAAUUUAACAGACUAAUCUUAUACAAAGCUGACUAUAGGCAAAGAUAAAGAAAUGGAAGAUUACAAGAAGGAUGAGGCCUCACUAUAGUUACAUUGUACAUGAGGUAGAGGAGGAAUGCAACAAAGAAAAAGAAUUUUCAAGAAAUUAGGUGACAAUGAAGAAAAUAAUAAAAAUAGAAUAUGUAUAAGGAAUAUAAUACAAAAUGUGACAUUGAGUCCACUUGACUAAUGGAGGGCUUAAAGGAGGAUGUAGCCAAAAAAGAAAAUGAAUGGGAAAUGUAGGAAAGCAAUAGGAGACCAAGAAAAAAGGAAGGACUAUCAUUAACCAGAAAGAAUUAUUCAGGAUAUGAUUGAGAAAGAAAUUUACUUGCAUGAAGAAAAGAUAACUGAACAUAACCUUCCAGUUAACAAUCUCUUCUUCUUCAGUGACACUCAGCUAUUCUAUUCUACACUGAACAUCUUUGGUCUGCCCUUUACCAAUGAUAUAAACUUUUUGCUAAGACAGUGUAAAGUUAGGCAUUCUGAGUCAGUUUUCUCACCAAGGAGUAUGCUUCACAUAUUCGUGCUAAUCCUUUGAAGAGGGUUUAAUCAAAAGAACUUCAUCUUAUCAUCUCUUUCCUCUGAUUGUCUUCAGCCUCUGUCUUUGCUGCAUGGAUGCAUCAUUUACUAUCUUCUAUCACUACUUUCACACUAACUAUUGAUUUUGCUAGCUACAUGCCUCUCCUGGGGUUAUGCUGCACAAGGCAUUCUACUGUCUCUCAACCCUAUUCUGACCAUCUUUCUAAUGCAAGAGUUAACCAAUAUUUUCAAUCUUUAUCCCAUUUAAUGAUUAGCUCUAAAUCUCUUUGUCAGUUUCUAUAUUUCUUUCUAUCUGUGACUUGAGCUCUUUCACAAAGGAGGCUUCAAGACUUCUCUUAAUUUUGGAUAGCCUUUUUGACUUCUCUUUGAAGUGGCACCUUCACUGGGCCUUUUUUCCAGCCAUUCUUAUUGCCACUGGCCAAGUUCCCUCUUUCAUAAAUAAAUUUCAGGCACCAUUACUUUCAAAUCACAUGCAAAUCAGCUGCUGCUGGUAGUUUACUGUUUAGUGUUGGGGAAAAAACAAAAAAAAACUGACCUUUCAGAAUAUGAAAUGAUGAAGUACAAUAUACUGCUGCUGUUGCUGCUUCCUUUAAAUGUUUUCAGCUUUUGAUGAUCAGGAAAAUAUUAAUUGAAUUUUUCACACUGUGGCAAUCACACACACAGUAUGGUGUGUUAACAGCUUAAUGAGCGAGGUGUAUGGACUUGGACCGCAGCACAAGCUGUAUUGAACUCUGCACAAUGUGGUUAAUGGAUGUUGAGUGCUGACUCAGCAGAUAUGUCUGUAUUCCGGCCUGGAUUAUUUAAGGGAAAGGUGGCCCUAGUGACUGGGGGUGCCACAGGCAUUGGCAGAGCGAUCACUGAAGAACUCCUGUCCUUGGGCUGCAGAGUUAUAAUAGCUUCCAGAAAGGAGGAAAGACUGAAGAAUGCAGUGCAGGAAAUGCGUCCAAACAGUAAUAAAUUAAAAGCCAAGGUGUGCAAUAUUAGGAGUGAAACCCAAGUAAAAGACCUGAUUUCCUUCACUCUAAAUGAGAUGGGCAAACUGGAUUUCCUGGUGAACAAUGGUGGUGGUCAGUUCCCAUCUGGAGUUAGUGACAUGACCUUGAAAGGAUGGAAUGCUGUGAUUGAUACAAACCUUAAUGGUACUUUUCUCAUGUGUCAGGAAGUUCAUCGGCAGUGGAUGGCACAGCAUGGUGGUGUGAUUAUCAAUAUUAUUGCUGACAUGUUUCGAGGUUUUCCUCUCAUGGCCCAUACUGGAGCUGCCCGUGCAGCAGUGGAGAAUCUCACGAAGUCCCUGUCGGUUGAAUGGGCUGAAGAUGGAGUUCGAAUUAAUGCAGUUGCUCCUGGCAGCAAUAUUUAUUCUCCAACAGCUGCCAGCAACUAUGGAAACUUGAAAAUCUUUGAUCACGUGCGUGAAGGUAUUCCUAUGAAACGCCUUGGUACACCGCAGGAGGUGGCAAGCACAGUAUGCUUUCUCCUCAGCCCAGGAGCUGCCUUCAUCACUGGAGCAACCUUCAGGGUGGAUGGUGGUGCCAGCCUCUAUUCAUAUCUCAACUGGAGGAUUGAUGAACACAAGAAACUCCCAGCCUACUCCUGGAAUUACACACCACCGGAGCAAGAAGACCAUGAGGAAACAGAAGGAAAAGAUGCAGAUUUGCCCAAAGCAAAAUUAUAGUAGAACACACCUGGUGAAUAGCAAGUCUCUUCACCUACAUACUGGAUGAAUGAUGACAAAAUGGAGAUAAAUGUAUAUACAGUUUAUAACAUGGUUUCUGUGUGUGGGAGUUUGUAUAUAUGUGUGCAUAAGUAUGGGCCUUGUCUACUGGGCUUUUUUAGGAAUGUUGAUGUAGAAUCUGGUCUGGUAUGGAUAAAGUACCACCAAUAAAAGAAAUACUGUCACUAGCAGUGUGAGGAAAUAUAAGACAUGGUCUACGAUUUACGGGAAAUGACACAUAUGUUGGUAUUACUGGUGUGAGAGGUGCCAAGUAAGAACAUAUACCCUCUACUUUGUAACAUACAUGGUAACUCUACCAGUUGUGACCCAAACAGGCUUGCCAACACUACCAACUGACCAAUAGAUGAAGGAUUUUUUUUUAUGUCAUCCAACCCCAGGAUGCUGUUGCUUUUUUUUUUUUUAUUGGUGGUACAUAGAUGACUAUUAUAUGGUGUAUAUAGGAGAUGUAUUUUAUAUGGGUAGGGUAACUUUGAAGCUCAAUGUAAUUGUACAAUAGUCCAUAAACUUUUGUUAGGUUUAGGCAACAUCCAUUAUUGGCAAAUAUUUGUAAAUUCUCUGCCUUGGCUAUCUGCUUUAUACUACAAAAAUUCACAAAACCUUUCUUUUUAUUACUAAAUAAAAAUUACAAAGCCUACUAGCUGCUAACCUACUGGCAAAUAAACAUACUCCUUGUUACCUGCAA
Scylla paramamosain (green mud crab) is the source of this 4698-nucleotide messenger RNA. RefSeq names its product peroxisomal trans-2-enoyl-CoA reductase-like. NCBI's taxonomy places the organism in Eukaryota, Metazoa, Arthropoda, Malacostraca, Decapoda, Portunidae. Gene Ontology annotation, molecular function: trans-2-enoyl-CoA reductase (NADPH) activity. Bases 3036 to 3956 code for a protein of 306 amino acids. The transcript is spliced from 8 exons. Gene Ontology annotation, cellular component: peroxisome. Gene Ontology annotation, biological process: phytol metabolic process. The record is from RefSeq and is a predicted model, not a curated record.